Molecule: messenger RNA, 1008 nt
Organism: Orbilia oligospora ATCC 24927
Lineage: Eukaryota; Fungi; Ascomycota; Orbiliomycetes; Orbiliales; Orbiliaceae
Exons: 2
Coding region: 1-1008 (335 amino acids)
Biological process (GO): U4 snRNA 3'-end processing; nuclear mRNA surveillance; rRNA catabolic process
Cellular component (GO): nuclear exosome (RNase complex); cytoplasmic exosome (RNase complex); nucleolus
Source: RefSeq, a predicted model, not a curated record
AUGGCAGCUAAAGCUCCAGACAGGCGGCGAAAUAACCCGCCUUCGCAUGGAACUACACCGCCGGUCUUUCUAUCUUCGUCUUCAUCGGGGGCUGUAAAACCGAAACAGUCAUCGAGGUCGCCUGAUGAAAUCCGCAAGAUCUUCCUGCGAACUGGUCUCAUUUCCUCGGUCACUGGUUCUUCUUUCCUCGAAAUCGCGCCUCUCAAACUUUCAGUUUCCGUUUUGGGACCCCGCCCGCUACCAAGGACUUCAUCGACACCAUUCGCCGCCCAAGCAAUCCUAACCACCGAAGUGAAAUUCGCACCCUUCGCGUCCACAGUUCGCAGAGGGUAUAUCCGUGACUCCUCAGAACGAGACCUGGGAAGUAGGCUAUACCAGGCUCUCGUGGGGGCAAUAAGACGGGAACUUUAUCCUAAAAGUAGGAUUGAAGUUGUAGUCACAAUACUAGACUCUGAAGACGAAGGCGAUGAUGUUAAUACCGUAUACAUUGAAGAAGGGAAGACAACUGUUGAAACGAAGUUUUGGGAUGCAGGAAGGUCGGAGAGGGCGUUGGGAGUUGUGCUGGCUGGGUGUAUCACCGCAGCUUCCGCAGCUUUAGCAGAUGCAGGGAUAGAAAUGUUUGAUUUAGUCAGCGGUGGGGUCGCGACUUCAUUCGUGGACGAAGUUAAUUCGAAGGGCAAAGAUAAAGGGGACGCCGUUAGCAAUAAGCUAUACGUGCGAGACCCAGCCAUUGCACUGCCAGAGGGAAAGACCCCGUUAGCCACUUGUGUUUUGGGUUAUAUGGCGGCAAGGGAUGAGAUCAGUGAGCUAUGGAUAUCGGGGAAAGUAGGGACAAAGAAUGGAACGACAGAGAUGGAUGAGCUAGUAGAUGAAGCUAUAGCUGCUGCGAGAUCAGCAAGAGGGGUGCUGAACGAAGCAGCCAAAGAGAGAGUGCAGUUCAUAGUUGAUAAGACUGGAACAGCAGUCCCCUCGAAGGGUGAAACCACGGACGUUGAGAUGUCCGGAUGA